This is a messenger RNA of Epinephelus moara (kelp grouper), 10001 nucleotides long. RefSeq names its product disco-interacting protein 2 homolog A (gene dip2a). The transcript has 39 exons. The coding region runs from base 378 to 5189 and encodes 1603 amino acids. The record is from RefSeq and is a predicted model, not a curated record. Gene Ontology annotation, cellular component: cell surface. Lineage: Eukaryota; Metazoa; Chordata; Actinopteri; Perciformes; Serranidae.
UGCGCCGUGGGAAGCGAGCGAGGAGUUGAAUGAGUUCCCUCCACAGUUGAAGUGAAGCAGCCGCCGACAGUCAGGACAGCGUCAGUGCCGAGGGACAGACAGCGGGCAGGGAGACACUGGCAGGGCCCCGUCCUACCACACUACAUGGACACACACAGCCAGGUGUGUCUGCUAGCCUCGCAGCUAGCCGUGUCAUGACGUUUGGAGACAUUUCUCACACAUCUGUACGACGUUGCAGCGAGACGAGCACCAACACCCUCUUUGCCCUCCGUAGCCGAAAACAAGUGAGGAGGGGUUGUUGUUUUUAAUUCUUUAUAACAUUUCUGGUCGCAGUCCUCCUCUCCGGCGACUCAGUGGACCUAUUUGUGCUUCUUACCAUGGCUGAAAGAACCUCCACCGGGUUGCUAACGAUGAUGUUGGAGCCCACGCCGGCUGUCGCUAUGACCCUGCCGGCGGAGGUCCGGGAGAAGCUGGCGGAGCUGGAGCUGGAGCUCUCUGAGGGGGACAUCACUCAGAAGGGCUAUGAGAAGAAAAGAGGCAAGCUGUUGGCACCGUACAUCCCGCAGAUACAAGGUGUAGAUCCCUCUCUGCAAAUUGACAACAGGAUCCAGGCCUCCUCCCAAGCUGUUCUACCAGGUUCCAAACACAACAAAUCCCGGGCGGCCAACACCCGGGAUGAACGCUUCAGAUCUGAUUUGCACACAGAAGCCGUCCAAGCAGCUUUGGCAAAGUACAAGGAGAGGAAGAUGCCAAUGCCCUCCAAGAGACGAUCGGUGUUAGUUCAGUCUUCUGUUGAGGCAUGCACCCCGCCAGACACCUCCUCAGCGUCAGAAGACGAGGGCUCGCUGCGCCGGCAGGGACGUCUGGCCACCUCCACGCCCUACCAGGGCCACGGCCACCCAGCCGUUGAGCACUGGUUUAACCGUGUCAUCCAGGGUUCGUCCACCUCAUCCUCCGCGUCAUCCACUUCAUCCCACCCGGGAGGGAGAUCCGUCACCACCACCAACACCACUGCCCACGCAGCCCUCAACGCCAACGCUGCAGCUACCGCUCUGGCCGACCUUAUGGCACACACCCAGCUAGAUAACCACUCAGCGCCCCCCGAUGUGACGGGGCUGUCGGAGCGCUCCUCGCAUCAUGCGGAGCGGCCCCAGGUGGCCUCGGUGCGAGGCGUUUCCCGGGGCUACAACCACCACACCAGCGUCAUGGAGACUGCAGAUGGCUGUGAGUGGAGAAGUGAAGGAUCCCUCAGUUUAAUGGAUGGUGUUCCAGUCAACAGUCGCGUCUCCUCUAAAAUCCAGCAGCUGCUCAACACUCUGAAGAGACCAAAGCGACCGCCGUUGCGAGAGUUCUUUGUCGACGACUUUGAGGAGCUUUUGGAUGUUCAGCAGCCGGAUCCCAACCAGCCAAAGCCAGAAGGCCAGCACAUGAGUCCCUUGGAAGGAGAGCCUCUCGGGGUGGUCAACAACUGGCCUCCAUCUUUGCCAGCAGCCUUACAGCGGUGGGGCACCACUCAGCCCAAGAGCCCCUGUCUGACGGCACUCGACAAUGCUGGCAAGCCUGUCUACACACUCACCUAUGGUAAACUAUGGACCCGCAGCCAGAAACUGGCCUAUACUCUUCUUAACAAGCUGAGCACCAGGAAUGAGCCUUUGCUGAUGCCUGGCGACAGAGUUGCACUUGUUUUCCCCAACAACGACCCAGUGAUGUUCAUGGUGGCCUUCUACGGCUGCCUCCUGGCAGAGCUGGUACCUGUGCCUAUUGAAGUGCCGCUAACCAGAAAGGAUGCAGGAAGUCAACAGAUUGGUUUUCUGUUGGGCAGCUGUGGCGUCACGUUGGCACUGACCACUGACGCUUGUCAGAAAGGCUUGCCCAAAGCACAAACCGGGGAGGUAGCCACUUUCAAAGGUUGGCCGCGGUUGCUGUGGUUUGUGACAGAUGGAAAACAUGUCGUAAAGCCUCCGAAAGACUGGCAUCCUCCGAUACGGGAAGCAAGUAAUGACAUAGCCUACAUAGAGUACAAAACCAGCAAGGAGGGAAGCACCAUGGGGAUCACAGUGUCCCAUUCAGCCAUGCUGGCUCACUGUCACGCCCUCACACAGGCCUGCGGCUACACUGAAGCUGAGACCAUAACCAACGUCCUGGACUUCAAGAGAGAAGCAGGAUUAUGGCAUGGUGUCCUUACUAGUGUCAUGAAUAGGAUGCACGUGAUCAGCAUUCCUUACUCCCUGAUGAAAGUCAACCCCCUCUCUUGGAUACAGAAGGUGCACACGUACAAAGCUCGGGUGGCGGUGGUGAAGUCGAGGGACAUGCACUGGUCUCUGCUGGCCCAGAGAGACCAGAGAGACAUCAGCCUCAGCUCGCUGCGCAUGCUCAUCGUAGCUGACGGAGCCAACCCAUGGUCGAUAUCCUCCUGCGACGCCUUCCUGAACGUGUUUCAGGCACGUGGGCUGCGACCUGAGGUGAUCUGUCCAUGUGCCAGCUCUUCAGAAGCCAUGACUGUCGCCAUCCGCAGACCUCCAGAGAUGGGUGUUCCUCCUCCAGGGAAGGCGGUGCUGUCUAUGGGAGGGCUGAGCCACAGUGUGAUCCGUGUGGACACAGAGGAGAAACUCUCUGUCCUCACAGUGCAGGAUGUGGGACAGGUCAUGCCUGGAGCUCUGGUUUGUGUGGUGCGGGUGGAGGGGACACCCUAUCUCUGUCAGACAGAUGAGGUUGGAGAGAUCUGCGUGAGCUCAGGUAGCACGGGUGUAGCUUACUACGGGCUCCCAGGCAUGACCAAGAACAUCUUUGAGACCAUCCCUGUAACAUCAUCUGGGAUUCCCAUCAGCGACAGACCAUUCACCAGAACCUCACUGCUGGGCUUUGUGGGACCGGACAGCCUUGUGUUUGUUGUGGGGAAGAUGGAUGGCCUCAUGGUGGUCAGUGGACGGAGACACAAUGCCGAUGACGUGGUUGCCACAGCACUGGCAGUGGAGCCCAUGAAGUUUGUGUACAGGGGGAGGAUAGCAGUGUUUUCUGUGUCCGUGUUGCGUGACGAGAGGAUCGUUGUUGUAGCAGAGCAGAGGCCAGACGCCUCUGAGGAGGACAGCUUCCAGUGGAUGAGUCGCGUCCUUCAGGCCAUAGACAGCAUCCACCAGGUCGGGGUGUACUGCCUGGCUCUGGUGCCUGCCAACACGCUUCCUAAGGCGCCCCUGGGCGGCAUCCAUAUAUCUGAGACCAAACAGCGCUUCCUGGAGGGCGCAUUGCACCCCUGCAAUGUCCUCAUGUGCCCUCACACAUGUGUCACCAACCUGCCCAAGCCAAGACAAAAACAGCCAGAGGUUGGUCCUGCUUCCAUGAUAGUGGGCAACCUGGUGGCAGGAAAGAGGAUAGCACAGGCCUGUGGGAGAGACGUGGCCCAGCUUGAGGACAAUGACCAGGCACGUAAGUUCCUGUACAUACAAGAUGUGCUGCAAUGGAGAGCUCAGGCCACUCCGGACCAUCCUCUGUUCCUUGUACUCAAUGCCAAGGGCACAGUGGCGAGUACAGCCUCCUGUCUGCAGCUGCACAAGCGAGCAGAGCGGGUGGCUGCAGCACUGAUGGGACGCCUCAACACUGGAGAUCAUGUAGCACUCGUCUACCCACCAGGAAUCGACCUGAUUGCCACCUUCUACGGCUGCCUGUACGCUGGCUGUGUGCCAGUUACUGUCAGACCCCCGCACCCUCAGAACCUGGCGACCACCCUGCCCACCGUCAAGAUGAUUGUUGAGGUCAGUAAGUCGGUGUGUAUCCUGACCACUCAAGCAAUAAUGAAGCUGCUGAAAUCCAAAGAGGCUGCUGCUGCUGUGGACAUCAAGAGCUGGCCCAUGGUGCUGGACACAGAUGAUCUCCCCAGGAAGAAGAGUCCACAGAUGUACAAGCCUCCGACCCCAGAGAUGUUAGCUUACUUGGACUUCAGCGUGUCCACAACAGGAAUCUUAGCAGGGGUCAAAAUGUCUCACGCUGCCACCAGUGCCUUGUGUCGCUCCAUCAAAUUGCAGUGUGAGCUCUACCCUUCGCGGCAGAUCGCCAUCUGUCUGGACCCCUACUGCGGCCUGGGCUUCGCCCUCUGGUGCCUGUGCAGUGUGUACUCGGGCCACCAGUCGAUCCUGGUCCCCCCCCUGGAGCUGGAGAGCAACGCGUCUCUGUGGCUUGCUGCAGUCAGCCAGUACAAAGUGCGAGUCACCUUCUGCUCGUAUUCAGUCAUGGAGAUGUGCACCAAGGGCCUGGGUUCGCAGACAGAAGCACUGCGGCUGCGAAAUGUGAACCUGUCUUGUGUGCGUACGUGCAUGGUGGUAGCAGAGGAGAGGCCCCGCAUUGCACUCACUCAGUCCUUCUCUAAGAUCUUCAAGGACUUGGGGCUUUCACCACGUGCAGUCAGCACUACCUUCGGCUGCAGGGUGAAUGUCGCGAUUUGUUUGCAGGGCACAGCCGGUCCAGACCCUACUACUGUUUAUGUGGACAUGAGAGCUCUACGACAUGAUAGGGUACGCCUGGUGGAGAGAGGGUCGCCCCACAGUUUGCCACUGAUGGAGUCUGGGAAGAUCCUUCCAGGAGUGAAGGUGAUCAUUGCCAACACGGAGACUAAAGGACCCCUGGGAGACUCCCAUCUAGGAGAGGUGUGGGUGAGCAGUCCUCACAACGCCACAGGCUACUACACAGUUUAUGGCGAGGAGGCGCUGCAUGCUGACCACUUCAACACCAAGCUCAGCUUUGGCGACACUCAGACGGUCUGGGCGAGGACAGGCUACCUGGGCUUCCUGCGGCGCACCGAGCUGACAGACGCCAGUGGAGAGCGCCAUGACGCCCUCUAUGUGGUGGGCUCUCUUGAUGAGACUCUGGAGCUGAGGGGAAUGAGGUAUCACCCAAUUGACAUCGAAACUUCUGUUAUCCGCUCUCACAAGAGCAUAGCUGAAUGUGCUGUGUUCACUUGGACCAACCUCCUCGUGGUGGUUGUGGAGCUGGAGGGGUCAGAGCAGGAGGCCCUGGACCUGGUGGCCCUGGUCACCAAUGUUGUCCUGGAGGAGCACUACCUCAUCGUAGGAGUGGUGGUGGUGGUCGACCCCGGCGUCAUCCCCAUCAACUCCAGAGGGGAGAAGCAACGCAUGCACCUCAGAGACGGAUUCCUGGCCGACCAGCUGGACCCCAUAUAUGUGGCUUACAACAUGUGAGGGCCCUGCUGCAGGAGGGUUGCCCCUCCACAUGGCUUUUCACACAACAGGAGACAGCAGGACAGUAAACGUGGGGCUGGUAAUUGUAGCAGGCCCGGGGUCAGUGUGGCUUGUGUUGAGAGAGAAAGCAAGCUCUUCUUUCAGCUCACAGAGGGGAAGUGUGAGAGAAACGUGGAUGCAAAACUUCACAGCAAAAUGAAGAGAAAUAAGAGUGACACAAACCUCAUGUCUGUUUCUCCCUGUGAUUUCUUGCCUCAACAAGUAAUGUUUUAAAGAGCAUUUGGUUUUGUUGAAGAGUGUUUUGUAUGUAUGAUGGAGCGUCUGACUCCUUGAACCCAGGGCACCCAAUAGCAGUACAGCAGGUUGUUAAAGGAAGACUGCAGCUCCCAAAGGACCAUUUGUGUAGUGAUUACUCACCCCGUUGUUGUGAAGAAAACUUUGUUUUUCUUGCAUGCCUCCACUAGGUUGGGUCCCAUUCACAUUUCAACCAAUAUCGUUUCCUAACGGUACCUUUUGUGGUACUUAACUCUCACUGUAAUAACAAAAAAAGUAAUUUUCGAACAAACUGCCGUGGCGAUGGUGUAGCCUUAAACACAAUUCUGCUCCUCUGCUCUUUUCUUAUCACACGUAGAGCUAAUCUUCUGUCUGUCUGUCUGUCUGUCUGUCUGCUUGUUUAUGUGUGUGUGUCUGCUCAUCUAGCAGUACUUAAAUAAUAUAGAAAAGAAAAUACACCAGACACUGAAACUAUUGUGGCAGAUCGGCACUGCAGCGAUACUUUUGGCUUGCUGGUAAGCUUCGCAGCACUUCCAUGUCUUUUCUAAACCCAGCGUUCUCAGCCAGAUGUGCUCUCAGGUACCAGCAUUUGACAUCAAUGGAUUUAAUGGGAGUCGGUACUUGAUAGUACCAACAUAAUUUGCCUGGUACCCUAAAAAGUACCAUAACCCUCGCCCCCACGGUGAAAAUAGAAUUCAAAAUAAGAGAAAGGUCUUGAAGAAUUCAAGUCAUAGGGAGCCGCAUUUAACAACAGCAAUACUAUAUUAAAACACUCACAUAACUCGUGCAGUAUAAAUUCAAGUCUCAUUUAUCCAGUCGUAUGCACAGUGCUUCCCAAACACAUGCAUUCUUGCUAAAAAUCUGGCUAUUUAAAACUUUGAUAAAAGUGAAUCUUAUCUACACUCUCGUCAAAGCCAGAGUCCAUUGACAAAAACAGUCAUUUUACCUCACUGAACACAGGAGCUGCUGGUAUACCGCUGCCUCAAUCAGCUAGUUUGUUUGUGUUAUUGUGUGACUUUGGUGUGUUAAAGGGUUAGGUUGGAUUUGCUAAGGUCACACAGUAACACAAACAGACCAACAAUUGAGGCAGAUGUAGAUCAGCAGCUCCUGUGUUCAGCAAGGUAAAAUUACUGUUUUUGUCAAUGGAGUGUGGCUCUGGAGAGAGCACAGAUAAGUUUCACGUUCAGUUCUCUGUCAGAAAGGGCUGUUUGUUUGGGAAGUACAGAGUAAACGACUGGAGAAAUAAGACUUGGAUUAUACUACCCGACUUGUGUGAGAGUUUGUGAACUGAUGUUUUAAUUAAGUUUUGCUGCUUUUGAAAGAAUUUUCUCUGAUUUUGUAUUCUUUGUUCACCAGAGGCAUGCAAGAAAAAGUUUUCUACACAAAUUCAACGUGACUCGGGAUGAGUAAUUGAUAUACAAAUGGUCAUUUUGGGGGUGAAGUAUUCCUUUAAAGGUAUAAUACUACACUGUGCCAUUAACAUAAGUUAAUUUGUCAAUCUCCACUAUUGUGAAUGUUAGUUGUUUUUGCCAUCCACUUGUGCCAUAGAACAGGACUGACGCCAACACCCUUAACCUGGUUCAAACGAGCUCUAACAUGUUUUGUGUUCAUAGAGCCUCCUGUGCCAUUGCAGGUCGUAUGCUUUUCAUAGAAACAGUCUAUCCAAUGUACGUUGUCAUUACAUUUAUGGGGGAGCAGUUCUUCAGAUUACAGCUGCGAUCUGAAGUGAACCCUGAUUUUUGUGUUCCAGCUCAGUUCAGAUCAUGUUAUUGCAUCAACAAAGAAGCACACAGCAGUGGUUAGUGUUAUUUGUUGCUCAUCACGGUAGUCCUUUAGUUUGUGGUGUCAGUAAUGGAGCGCAUAGAAAUAAUGUAGUUUGACUCAAUCUCAUUCUUUUCUAAAUCUAAAAUGUGUAAUAUAGUAACUGCUUUAUCUGAACAAAAUGCAAUAUGUGUGAUGUGGACGAUGUUGCUUUGAAUGACUGCAGACAGUAAGUGCCGAUCAUUCGAAGUCGUGAGAUGGCGAGGAAUAUAAUCGUUGCUUGCUAUUAGCAACGUGCCAAAUGAAAUGAAUUAAGCCUUAAGUGUUUUUUCAGACGCCUGUUCCUAUCCCAGCUCCUGUUUGACUUAAUUUUGUGAAGUUCAUCAGCUGUUGGAUAGGGAGGGAAUAUGCAGAGGAAGGUGACGUAUGGUAACUCCUGCUCUUAUUGCACCCAAAGUCUGUCAUCUUUUUGGCUAAGAUGAAAAUACUUGAUCGUAACGUCAGCCAUUACAAACACACACUUACCCCAUUAAUAUUUUUUAAUAAUGUCUGUCCCUGUUGUCAGUUGUGUUGAAUGUGUGUUUUAUAGCAAAAGACUGGAAGAAUUUACAGUUGGUAUGGGUCUGAUGCAGAAUGUCCUCGCCUCAUUUUGAGUGCCAUCAAGUUGAAUGAGAGCUGACAAAUGUGAGUUGCAUGUACCGAAUGACGCCAAGUGUCUAAUAUCCUCGUAACACCUUGACCUCCCACCUUAUCACAUUGACUUUGUAAAGAUUCACUUCACUGUAUGUUGCUUCUUUUCUUCUAUGUGCACAUCCCUUCAAAAACAGGCUGCAGCCUGCUGUAAGUAUGUACAGGUUUUGUGUAAAUUAUUAAUAGAUGGAGGAGACGACGACAUAACACAAAGACUGAAUCUGGUAUAUAUGUGAACUUCUCCCUCACAAACGACAAAUUAUUUGAAACGUACUCUCAUGCGUGGACAUUGGGAAGAGACAUGAAAAGCCUUGUAAACAUUUUUAUAGUAUGAAAGAACAGUGGGAACUGGCCACCUCCAGGAUGAGACGAAGCACACUCCGAGCACAAGGAGAAGACAGUUAAGCUCUGGUGACUGCUGAGAUGUCACAUCCUCCAGAGAUAUCUUUUGUUGUUAACAUAUGGAAAGAUACAUUUGUCUGAUAUAUGGUUAGUUGUCAUUAUUUUCAUAACAUGAUUUCUUAAUGAAUAAAAAAGUGCUUUUAACUUGAAAUGUUUGUCAUUACUGGCAGUUGUGCAUUCAGGUGUCCUGUGCAGUAAGAAUAUAUAAAGUAAAUGCUACUAUCUAAGGUCGCAGUGAACACAUUUCAGUUCAGUUCAGGCUUCAUGUAAAAAUCAUGCACACCCACACAGGCGUGUUCAAUAUCCUAGGUGACAAGCCCUUCCUUCAAGCUGAAAGUGGGCGGAGCUAAAUUGUAAUUGUAUGUCAGCGGGCUUCCUAAUAAAGAGCUGCAGUAAACAGGAAGAACUAAGAAAGUAAGAAACCCUCUCUCUUGAUACCACUUACAUUUGUAACUAUGCUAAUAGCUACAACUCCAGCUCUGGCUAUAGCUUUUAUAGCAACUGUUUGUUGUGCUGUUUGCUCUAUAUAUUUAGGUAAGAACUCUAAACACCUAAUAUCAGCAUUGGUGUUGUGGCACCCAGUAAUGUAAUAAUUUCCUGAAAAUGUAAUAACGCCUGAAAAUCUUAUAGAAUUUGCACUUAACCUGAUCAAAAAUGUAUAAAAAAAUCCAAUAACAUAAUACCUUGACCAGCAAUGUCCUUUUUUUGAUGAUAGGAUAUAUUCAAGACAUCUUAAAGGUAUGUAUUACUUGUUUUUAUUUUUAAUUAGGUUGCAAAUCAUGUAAUUCUUGAGAGAUUUAUGCAAUAUUAAGUACUGCAAACAGUAAAAGAUCAUAUUAAAUUUGGAGCCUAGACUGACAGAAAUGUUCAGUCAUAUAGCAUCUGUAAAAGUUGCUUUAGCAUUGCACCACAAGUCAUAAAAAUGUAUGACUUGUCUUGCAGAAAUGUGGCUUGCAACCCAAUAAAAAAAAAAGCAAAAGAUUAUAAUUUACAUUUUAGAUAUCUUGAAUGUAUCAUAUCAUUGAGAAAAGGGCAGAGGGAUAAUAAUUCAAAAAAACAUGUCUAUCCCUGGCCACAUUGUACUACAAGAACAUGAAACGGGAAAUGCUGUUUAGUACUUUAUUGAAUUUUAUUAUCAUCAUUUUUUUUCAAAUGUAAAAGGUAGAAAUCUGAACCAAAAUUAUGGUGGUAAAAUUCCUUGAAAUUCUGGAUAUUUGCAUUUUCAUAACAAAGUUGUGCAGUGAUGAUAUUGAGUUUAUUACAGUUAAGCAAAACUAGAUGGAAAAAAAAAAAAAUAACAUAAAUAAUAAUAUAAUAUUUUAGUUAAGCAAAACAAAAAUAAAAACUAGACUUAAAAAUUAAAACUGACACAAUAUAGUGAACUUACAAAAUUAACUAAAAUAAAAUAUCAUACAGUAAAUAUCUGUCAAUGUGGUACAUUUUUGUCAACACAACAAGCAUGAGGAGGCGUGGGUGUGCACUUUAACUGAGCCUUCACAAAGUUAUGUGUUUGCAUUGUAAUACCUAUUCUAGACUUCUUAGAAAAUAAAAAGCGACACUGAAACUAAUAAAAACAUAACUAAAACUAAACACUUUCCAGCAAAAACUGAACCGGAACAAGGAAACCAACUAUUAAAACUAACUAAAAAUAUUUGAAACUAAACUGAGCUGAAGUAAAAAAAUAAA